GUUGCCAACCUCACGGACGGUCUGUUGUGUUGAGUCGCCACCGCCAUUUGAUUUGUUGCGACUUCUAAUUCAAUAAAAAUGCGAUAAUUUAUAAGUUUAAACGAAAUUAUUCAAUGUUCUAAGUGUUUACUUAUUGUUGUGUAUUUAAUGUGUGAAGUGAACAUAUAAUUUGGUUACUCGCCGAAAGUAUGAAUGUGCUUUACGAAACCAAACAUCUGCCUUGACAGCUGCUGAUGAACCUAUUUUUAUAACACUGGACAUGAGUUUGUAACGAUGGUUACUUCCAAUAAAUUAGCCGAUAAAAAGGUGGUUAAAAUGGGUGAAGACAACAAUGUGGAUGUUGUGCCCCAGCGAACGCUAUUGGGCGAAGUGAACGAGCACAUUACAUGUCCGCUUUGUCGUGGCUACUACAUCGACGCGACCACUAUUGUUGAGUGUUUACAUUCGUUCUGCCGCAGCUGCAUUAUCAAACACCUUCAAGUUAAAAGUUACUGCCCUGAGUGUGAAAUGAUGAUAAAUUCAGCAAGACCUCACAUAAAACCUGACAAAGCACUGCAAGAUAUUGUUUACAAGUUAGUCCCUGGAUUAUUCCAAAGAGAGAUGGAGCGAAGGCAACAGUUCUAUGCUUCCCGCCCUGGGCCAGCUGCAUCAGCUACGCCGGAGCAGCGAGGCGAGGACACAGAGAGAAUUAUCUUUAGUCCUGAAGAUGUGAUAUCAUUUUCAUUAGAAUUUGCAGAUGCUACUGACGCUGACAGCAUAUCAAGUAAAUCAUCAGACAGCAAUGAACCACAAUCUCAAGCAGGUACUACAAGAAGAUUUUUGCAAUGUCCUGCUGUAGUUAACAUCAGCCAUUUAAAAAAGUUUAUCAGUAUGAAAUUUGACAUAGACAUUACUCAGUUUUCGAUUGAUAUCCUGUAUAAAAGAGUACCGCUGCCUGAUUAUUACACUUUAAUGGAUAUAGCCUAUAUCUAUAAUUGGAAAAGAAAUGAGCCUAUGAGAUUCUUUUACCAGAUUACAGACUUUAUUGCUAUUAGGACAAGAUAUGGCUUAUUUGACAUCAAUAGAAAAGGGGCUCAAUUUCGCAAGCCAAGUCCGACACCAACUGAGGAUACUAAUGCUAGCAGUCCGGCACCUAAUGCAAAUGAACCAGGAUCUGAAGCAUCUUCUGGUACAGACAGUCCUAUGCUUGAGGAAAGUAAUAUGAAAAAGGUAACAGAAAAUGUUAAAAAAGAUGAUGAUCAAGAAUCUGGUAAAAAAGAGGGCUUGGAACCAGCACCUAGUGGCAGUCUCAAGAAUAAAAAUGAUACACCAUCUAAGAAGCCUGAUGAAGAUGUUGAGAAAUCACAAUUUCUUAACUCAUUUGAAUUAAAAGCAAAAAGCAGUUUUGGUACAGUUAAGCCACUUUCCAUCAAAUUGAGCAGAGAUAGUAUUAAGUUAGCAUCUGAUAAGAGUAAUAAAGAGACUCCAUCAAUUAACUCUACAAACAACACCCCAAAGAAUGAUGAGUCCUUGAAACGAAAGCAACAUACACCUCCUACUUCUCCUGAAGUAAAGAAAGUUAAAAUUGACAUGGAUAAAAUCAAAACACCUACUCCAGUAUCUCAAAGCCAGAUUCCAGUUCAGGGUGGAUCUACAACAAAAACACAAAUGCCCAAGAAGUCAGAAGUACAAGAGAAGAAAAAAGAUGUAACAUCUCCUAGAUUGGUACAACCAGUUGUGCCACCAAAUCUAACACCAGCACCAACUCCUUCUAAAGAAGUUAAACAAAGUCUCUCAAUGCCAAAUCAAAAUACAUCAGAAAUGACUCCAAUAAAAAAACCCACACCAACACCUCACCACAUGUCUUCACCGAAACAAAAGGUUGGUGAUAGUCCAUCACUACCAGCUGCACCAAAAACUGUAUCACCCUUGAAAUUGCAACUUCCUAAGACAGGUUCAAGCACAGUUAAACCUAAAUUAAUGGAUCCACCAAAACAUACUACAAAGAAGAUGCCUGAUUUGAAGCCAAGUGUACCACCCCUACUGGGUGUUCAGAACAAAAGUCAAACUGUAGGAAAAGUGAGAAUGGAUCUGUUGGCUAAUAACAGUGAUCCUACAAUAGAUAGGAGCAAAAUAUUGUCACAAGUCAAAUCAUCUCUCGGAAAUCAGAACCCAGGUCAAUCAUCAGGAGAACAAUUGAAGUCUCUGUUUGACUCAUGUAAAAUAAAUAUACCUUCAUCAUUAUCAAUCACAUUAACUGACCAAAAAGACCAAAGAAAUCAAAAUGAAACCACAGCUGUUGAACCUAAAAAACCUGUUCUCAAUAAAAACUUGUCUGUAGCUGGUAACAAUAAUGCUACUGCACAUAAGGUACCAAGCCCUCCCGUCCAUAAUUAUAUUGAAAUAUUAAAAUUACCUGAUAAUGAUCCCAAGAAAUCAGGUGCUAAAAUAGAAAAUGUCCCUCAAAAUAAACCUGCAAUUCCUAAAAAUGACACUUCUGGUACACCAGGGAAGCCUAAAUCAUCAGAGUCUUCAGCUAAAGGACCAAUCCCUAGUUUGAAACCAAUUGCAGAUACAAAAUUAGGCAAACAAAGCGGAACAGGUUCAGGAGUCACAUUUCAACAAACCUUUGAGAAACAAAUUAUGUCAAUUCAGUCAGACAAGACUAAAUUACCUAAAAAUAAAAUGCAAGUUCCCAAGUUAAUGCCAGCCACUCCUAAAGCAUUGAGUGCUGCAAAUAAAUUGAAUAAUAAACCUGUGACACCUGGUAUAUCCACUCCUGAUAACAAAACAACCAUAAGGAAUGACAAUGCUCUUGAUUUGUCUACUCCACAUAAUCUUCACAGUCAAAUGGGGCCUCAACAAACAAAAGCUUUUGAAACCAUGCAAGUCAUAGCCAACUUGGCCAAGAAACAAAAUUUAUCCAGUAAGCCUAUGCCACCACUGUCACAGAAUAGUAUGUUUUCUGGUAUGCAAAACAGGCAGGUUCCUGGUGCAUCAUCUAUGCCUUUAAGAAUUCCAUCUAUCCCAAGUAGUAAUCCACACCAAACAAAACCUGAUAAAAUAAAUGUGCCGAGCACAGCUCAAGUAAAUACUGUAAGACAAGAUGUACCUAAGUUGAAUCCAAGCAAACCAUCGCCAAGUGGUUCAAACCCAAGCACUCCCUCGCCAAAUUAUUCAAUAUCUCACAGCUCGCCCAGUAACAAUGUAGCCCAGCCCUCCCCUCGGCCUCAGACCCGCUCACCUAGUUCUUCACCAAAAUUGAUAAUUGCAGAGGAUAAACAAACUACUUCUUCAGAGCUAAAUAUUAAUCAGUCAAAUCAAAUAACUAGCACUCAGAUUCCUAAUACAAGUGCUACAAAAACGGAACAGCCAAAGUCAUCACCUGGCCCAUCUAAGCAAAUUAUGAAACCUGUUAAAUCCUUAAUGCAAAAUAAAAUGCCUGCAGCUAGGCAGCCUAUGAUGAUGGGUACUCCUACAGAAAUUCAAAUGAUUCAGCACGCCGCGUUCCUAAGGCAAAUGGAAAUACAAAAUGCAUGGUUCAAAGAACAACAAAGAUUGAUGUCGCAGUCCAAUAAUAAAAAUAAUAAACAAUACCGCCACAUGGCAGCGGUUCAGGCUACGAUACCGUUUAAGUCUCGUAAGAAGACUUGCCUCAGCGGAAAAACUUCAAAAAGAGAGAAAACUAAUGAUGAAAAUAUUGACCACCUGAACCUGACCGGAAACAAAUUAAAGAGGACCAUUAGUAAAAGCAAAAGUGACUUCGAAGAUACAGAUGACGAAGGUUGUUCUCCAACCAAAAUUUCUAGAUUAAACCGAAAUGCAAAAGCUUUAACAGAAGACUGUGAUACUGACUCUACAAUAACUACUGAAGAAAGUUUGGUGCAGCGUCGGCCGCUGCCGAGCCGCGAGACGGAGCUGGCGUGGUUCGAGUCGUUCCUCACGGCGCGCCUGCAGGCGGGCGACUCGGGCUCGCUCUACGUGUCCGGCCAGCCCGGCACCGGCAAGACCGCCAGCCUGACCUACAUACUGCAGCUGCCAAAGAUCAAAGAAGGCUUUAUUCAAGUGUACGUGAACUGCACGAUGAUGAAGUCUGCUGCGAGUAUUUAUAACAGAAUCUGCAAGGAGUUGAAGAUACCGACUUCCGGCACCACUGAGAAGGCUUGCCUCGGCGCCAUUGAGAAAUAUUUGACAAAGAAACAUAAAAUGAUAUUACUAGUCCUCGACGAGAUAGACCAACUAGACAGCAAGCGGCAGUCAGUCCUGUACACCAUAUUCGAGUGGCCGGCGAUCCCAGACUCGCGCCUAGUGCUCAUAGGAGUAGCUAAUGCCCUAGACCUGACCGAGCGCGCCCUGCCCAGGCUCCAGGCUCGAUGCUCUCUGCGCCCGCAAACACUGCACUUCGCACCCUACACCAAGCAACAGAUCAUCAAUAUAUUCACCACUAUACUCGCUGAGGAAGACAAGACGAGUGUUUUCUCGCCAGUCGCUCUACAGAUGCUUGCAGCGAAAAUCGCGGCGAUAUCGGGUGACAUGCGGCGCGCGCUCGACAUCGGGCGCCGCGUCAUCGAGCUCGCCAAGCGCAGCCGCUUCCGAGACAACCAAUCAGUGGACACCAUGCUACAGGACAACACCGUCACGGUUGAACUCAAACAAGUGCUGCAAGUGCUCAACGACGUGUAUGGGGGUUCUAGAAACAUCGAGGCGGACGUCGAUGAAACGUUCCCGAUGCAGCAGAAGCUUAUUUUGUGCAGUCUGAUGCUGGUGCUCAGUAAGGGGAAAAAUAAAGAUGUGAUGCUCGGCAAGCUCUACGAUGUUUAUAAGAAAGUAGCAACAGCCCGCAACAUCGCGCCUCUCGACAUGAGCGAGGUCCUCAGCGCAUGUGCCUUACUCGAGGCGCGCGGGGCGCUGCGGGUGUGCGGCGCGGGGGCGGGGGCGGGGGGGGGCCGCGGGGGCGCGCGGGGCGCGGGGGGCGCGCGCGGCCGCCGCCUGCGCCUCCAGUGGGACGAGACGGAACUAACGCACGCGCUCAGGGAUAAGCCGCUGUUAGCCGCCAUAUUGAAGGACACAAGCUGCCUUGCGUGAGUGUUACUGCUGUUCUGUUGUAGCUAGUGUAAUUUGAAUUAAG
Plutella xylostella (diamondback moth) is the source of this 5107-nucleotide messenger RNA. RefSeq lists its product as uncharacterized. Lineage: Eukaryota; Metazoa; Arthropoda; Insecta; Lepidoptera; Plutellidae. Gene Ontology annotation, cellular component: PRC1 complex. The record is from RefSeq and is a predicted model, not a curated record. Gene Ontology annotation, molecular function: ATP hydrolysis activity; metal ion binding; promoter-specific chromatin binding. Gene Ontology annotation, biological process: negative regulation of transcription by RNA polymerase II.